UCGAAAGCAUUAUUUUCACCUACAAUGCCGCCAGAGCGUCGCUUAGACACCACCCCGAAUGCAAAAUAGGCCUCACCGUAUAAAAAUUUCAUAAAUGGACAGAAAGCCCAACAACUUCACGAGUAUGUCCUUUCUACGGAACAUCCGCAACAAUCUAACCAACGGUGGUUACAACACCCAUCGCAAUGGCAAAACGAAACCGACAAAACCGAUCAAUCGAAGUAUUGUCACUGAUCGAACACAACCGGCACCCUCCCUCGGUCGACUAAGCUCCAAUGACCGGACGCUGGGAGGUAGCGAGUCCGAACAGGACCGCUCUGGCUAUGGGACGUACACCGGACGAAGAAACAGUGGCACUGGAACCGGUAGACGGGGAAGCAACUCGACCACCCUGCGCCGUGAUGACAAAUAUGGAAAGGAGAAUCCAGCACCGAUAAUUGUGUUCGUCGAUAAGUAUGAAACGGUUCCGAAACCAGCGGGUAUACUGAGAAAGAACACUUUUACAAAGAAAGAUCGAGAGCUCGAACAAAAUCGGUCUGGAAAUGCCAUCAGCAGAAGCGACACAUUCACUAUCAACGAAUCGGAUAAUGAACAGAAGACCAAGACGGACACCUAUUCGAAGAAAAAACAGAAAGGUAAGUUUAUUCUUGAUAUGGAUGUUUCGUAGACUGAUUAUAAUUUUUUUAUUGUAAUAGAUAGCGCCAAAAAUACUGAAUCCCCCGAGAAGCUGCCCGUUGUAGUUGAUUCGCGUACGUACCGAAAAAAGUCACUGAAAUCCUCGAAACCUGUCCAAAAAGUAGAAAGUUUCAUCAAACGUUUCGAGAAAAGUCUGUUCAAGAACGAUUCCAAGAAGACUGGCCGAAAGGAUUCCAAUUCAUCCGUCGAAACGUACAUACCGAAAUUCCGCGAUGUCGGAAUCAACUGCAAACUGGACGAAGAGGAAAAGUUGAAGACAAGAAAGAAAAGGCAAGGCUCAAGAGAUUCUUUGCUAGAAAAGACAAACGUGGAACACAGUUCCUCUUCGCAGAAAAGCUAUCGCGAAAGAAGCGAAACUCCGCAAAACAGACACCGGGAAAGGAGCAGUUCACCAACGAAAAAAUACUCUACCUAUGAUCGAAAACAGAACAGAAACGAACCCGAAGAAUCUCCAACCGUUCCGGAGAAACCGGUCAGGAAUCGCCAGCGAAGUCAUUCUCCAUUUGAAACCUUAGAGCUGAAGCCGAAGUCCACCGACAACAGCUAUUUGAAGAUGCGCCAGAAGGAGAUCGAAAUGGGCUAUAGCACGAUCAACAAAAACCCCUCGUCGACGUUAACUCGAACACAUACCCCUGAUAGGAACAAAUCGAUCCUGGUUAACACAGCUCGUAAGGAACGAUACGAACCUGAGGGUAGUCGAACUUACACUGUAACUACCAGCACUCACAGGGUGGAGUUCGAUCGGCCAACUCCGUUCCGUUCCGAUACCUACAAUACACUGAAGGAGGAGUACGAACAGGUCAACCGUAAGCCAGUCGGAAUCGCUAGCCCACGGCUGAACUCGGAUCGUUCGAUGCAGGAAUCGACCGUAACUUAUACGUCCAAGGAAACUCGGAAGGAUUCCGCCGAGCUACCGAAAUAUACCUUCGGGACGAACCUGCAGGAGCGUCGCAGUCGAUUCCAGCAGUUCCAGAAAUCGUUCCAAAAGAUGGGCGAUAACACUGCCGAAGCGACCUAUCAGCAGAGUUUCUUCAUACCGAUCUAAUCCAAUAAUUCGACUAAGUUUGUGAAACGUUCAAGACUUGCUAAUCAAUACGCUUCGUAGAUUAAUAAUGCUAACCGUGUUUUCUCAAUGUGAAUUAAAAUUUAACGACGC
Messenger RNA from Topomyia yanbarensis, 1852 nucleotides. RefSeq lists its product as uncharacterized. The record is from RefSeq and is a predicted model, not a curated record. NCBI's taxonomy places the organism in Eukaryota, Metazoa, Arthropoda, Insecta, Diptera, Culicidae. The transcript is spliced from 2 exons.